Polyodon spathula (Mississippi paddlefish) is the source of this 3163-nucleotide messenger RNA. Its product is annotated as tumor necrosis factor receptor superfamily member 27-like. The transcript is spliced from 10 exons. Gene Ontology annotation, cellular component: plasma membrane. NCBI's taxonomy places the organism in Eukaryota, Metazoa, Chordata, Actinopteri, Acipenseriformes, Polyodontidae. The record is from RefSeq and is a predicted model, not a curated record. Gene Ontology annotation, molecular function: protein binding; signaling receptor activity. Bases 51 to 1286 code for a protein of 411 amino acids. Gene Ontology annotation, biological process: positive regulation of JNK cascade; positive regulation of canonical NF-kappaB signal transduction.
UGACAGUGUUGUGUGUGUGUGUGUGUGUGUGUGAAUCAGUUUCUUGCUACAUGCUUGACUGUCUGGACAGCAGAGAAAGCUGCACAUGUAAUAGCCUUGCAAUUGUUCCACAAGUGUCCCAGCUGAGAGCCAGUGUAAUGGACCGCCCUGCAAUCACAGUAUCCCUGCUGGUGUGGUGUCUGCUCUGCAGCUCCUGCUCCAGCUGCAGUGAUACGCAGUACCGCUCCUCUGACGGGAGCUGUAAGGAGUGCCAGCCGUGUCCCGCAGGUGAAGAGCCCCAGGAGGACUGCGGGAUUGACUCUGGGUGGCCGGUACAAUGCGUGCCCUGUGAGGACGGCAGGUACUCCCCUGACCGGGGCUUGAACCCGUGCUGGUCCUGCACACAGUGCCACGUUCAGAACAGGGAGGAGCUCUCCCCAUGCCAGCACACCGCCAACGCCAAGUGUGGCCGCUGUUUAAAAGGGUUCUUUGAGCUCAAGCGCACAGACGGGGGGUCGGAGCUGGUCUGCAUCCCCUGUGCCGGCACCGACGUGAUGAGCCGCAAGGAGUGCCAAGUGACGGAGCCCCACGAGGCCUCCAUGGCUGUGAUUGGCAUGGUCUCAGCCGCCUCUGCCUUCGCACUGGUGCUGCUGCUGUGGAUCCUCGUGUUCAUCACCAAGCAGAUCAAACGAAGGUACAAGGGCUCCCUCCAGCCCAGCAGACUCCCGGACCCUCUGACUGACCUCAUCACCCAGUACUCAUCAAAGGAACUGCAGCCUCUCCAACAGGAAGUGACCUCGAAGGACCUGGAGCAGGGCUGUCACUGUCUGGAUGACUCCCCCAGAUCACUGAGCUCGCUGAUUCCAGAGAAGGAGACCCCGCCCCAUUCAAUUAUCAUCAACGUCACCACCAAUAUCAAGCCCCCCAGUGAAGGGGGGGAGCAAGAGUGGAGGGAGGGUGACACCACCCUGUUACAGGAGGAGAUGGAACACCAACUGGAAGAGAUCUGCAGAUUAGCCAAGGGACAGAGCCUGGAGCAGCUGGACUAUGACAGCGUGCAUGAGCUGUCUCUGCUGGUGGACUCAGUGGGGAGCCGGGCUCUGCGCAGGCUGGGCUGGGCUCUGGGGGUCCAGCCUGACAUCCUGAAUAACCUGCACGGGUUCCAGGAGCUCUUCGAAUACCUGCGCACCUCCACCUACAUCCAGCUGCCAGAGCUGGCCCGCGCCGCCGCACGCAUCCACAGGGCAGACCUGGUCGACAGGCUGCACCGGGGCCUGGUCGCCACGGAGAGGACCCCCGGCAGCUAGGGCCCGCCCCCGCCUUCCGCACGCUCCUCCCUCUCCUCCUGCACACAGACAGGUCCUGAUGUCUAAGUGUGGAAGGCAGACAGCUUUUCAGGAAGCAGCCUCAUGUGACAGAGAUUUUAUUGAGAGACUAUUAAAGGAGAACCCGUUAUUCAACCCUUCAUACAGAAAGAAAAGAUAUUGAUGUGCAUUCUAACACCUUUAUUUCAGAUGUUUAAAAAAAAUGAUUAUUUCGAUAUAUGAAAUAUACAGUAUCUUAUAGAAAGCUUUUAUUACAAAUGCUUUUUCGUUCUGUAAAGAUUGCAGCAGGGUGACGUCAUUUGAGGAAGGAAAUUGUGGUUGUUGUUACCUGUUAUGAGUGUAGCCUACAGGUUAACAACUUUUCAGAGUUAUUUCAAACUGUGUAAAGCAUUUCACUACAGUAAGAGAUGCAGAAACUGCAUGUUGAUGAUACUGGUGUCCUUAACUCUUUCUAUUUCCAUGUAAUGCAUGUUCUGUUUCUUGCCUUGAUCCUUUCACUGUAGCCAUAGAAAGCUCCCUGACUCAAGAAUUGAAGGGUAAGUUGACUUAAAAGAGGUAUGACGUCAACUUCCUGUCUGAAAAGCAAGCACAUUUGAAUUCAUCUCUUAAUUUAUUUUAGGCAGAACUAGAAGUGGAUCUUGUAAUGCACUGGAAGUUUUGUCCAAGCGUUCAAAGCUCUAGAAUAAUCUUGAGACGGCACAUGUUUUUAUUUAUUGAAGGUUUGCACUUGAGCUACGUUGAAGAGUUCAUAAACCUUUGAAUAAAACACUUCAGUGGUUUGCAGGGUUAUUGCUUUUAAUCUGAUUGUGUCAGUCAUUUCGCUGAUUUUGAGAAGAGUAAUUUUUUCCUAAUAUAUCCGCUGGUAUUUAAAAGCCUUGGUGAAACAAGACAAAACCUUGAUGUUAGAGCUCAGGGGGUUACUUGGUGAGCUCUUAGGAGCUUAGUUGUUUCUUGCUAGUUUUGUAAAAUUAGCAAAUAGUUUUUUUUUUCUUUUGGUGCAAGUUGAGCACCGAAGUAAAUGCUUUGUAAACAUGCCCCAUUAUGUAAGAAGCAGCGAACACUGUGGAAAUGGGAGUCAACCAGUCACCAAUAGACAUAAUAACUACCUAUAGAUAGAGAACAACAUGGAGGUCAAAGUUCAAGAAGCCUCUAAAUAUACGUUUACUGUGCUAGGAAAUCUGCACCCAGGAUAAUUGCUAAUGUAAGAAUGAGGAAAGGGUUGUGUUCUCUAACAUGUUGAUCUUCUGACUUUACACCUUGCUGUUGUUAAAGUAUUGUCAGGAAACAGUUUAGUUUAAUGGUUAAUUUAUAGAAUUGUACAGCUGUUUGUUUAUUCUCUUAAAGGCAGCUCUUUUUCAUUGUUCUCAAGCCCCUACAGCCACAACUAAAGCCUAUAGAGAAAGAUAUGAGGUAAUUGGUUCAUCGUUUCAAGCUGCAGUACCUCGUGUUUCACAGAAAGGUUAUUCACUGAUGCACAGUCUUCCACAGUUUAACCUUCAUUGGGUUUAGAAAGCGGUCCUUGCUGACCUGUUUGUUUACAGUGUGUUUGUUUACAGUCAAAGAGUGUUUUAGCAGUCAGGGCAGAGUAUUGGAAAACAAUUUUCUUUAAUACAAUUCAAGGCCUCACAAAUACCCUACAAUUUUAGACUAGCUCAUUAAAAGCCCUGCGUGCUCUCUGAUCCUCUACCCGCCUGCCUGCCUGCCUGAGGGUUAAGUAACACAGCGCUCCUGAAUAUUUCACCCCUGCGUAACUGAGCCCCAAGCUCAGCGUGUAUUCCCUUGUCUCCCAUGAAAAAUGAAUGAGGCGGCUACAGCCUUAAUGUGCUGUAAUGGAGAGGAUGGGGAAGGGGGGAUGUGGG